UGACCGCCAGCGCCCCCUCUCUUCCUCCCCAGGCAGCUCUUGGCGAGCCCCACCUGGGCCACAGCUCGCGGAGGAUGGGAACACGUGCCCGGCGAUGUCUCUGGGCCGCCUCCUUCGCCGGGCCUCCUCCAGAGCCUCGGACCUCCUGACCCUCACCGCUGGUGGCAGUGGCGGGUCCCCCGCGGUCCUGGAUGGAGAGAUCAUCUACUCCAAGAACAAUGUCUGUGUGCACCCCCCCGAGGGCCUGCAGGGGCUGGGGGAGCAUCACCCAGGGUAUCUGUGCCUGUGCAUGGAGAAGGAUGAGCUGCUGGGGGCCACCCUCAUCCUGGCGUGGGUCCCCAACUCUCGCAUCCAGAGGCAGGACGAGGAGGCCCUGCGCUACAUCACCCCGGAGAGCUCCCCCGUGCGCAAGGCACCCCGCCACCGAUGCCGGCGCAUCCCGAGCUCGGGGGCCCCCCACCAACCCUCCCCCACGGAGCCAAGGCCCUCACUGAUGCCCAAAGAGGAGGACAUCCUGGUGGUGGCCCAGAGCAUCCAGGAGGCAGUGCACAUCAGCGCUUCCCCUGACGAUGGGGAGAAGCUGGCCCUGGACGCAGGGGCAGACGGGCCCCUCCCCGCCUCGCAGGCUGCCCACAGGGACUCCGGAGUCUUGUCCACGGUUGGCUCACAGGAUGGGGUUGAGGAGGGCAGGGAGCCACGGCCUGAGGCCGGUGAGGAGGAGGGCUCCUGGGAGCUGUCAGCGGAUGGAGUGAGCAGGGACAGCUCCUUCGACUCCGACUCCGAUGCCUUCUCUUCGCCCUUCUGCCUCUCGCCCAUCAGCGCUGCCCUCGCAGAGGGCAGCAGCUCCGCGCUCAUGGACAGCGAAGGCAGCUCCCCCUCCAGCUCGGACACCACCCUGCGCUUCCCGGACAGCAAUGGCCUCCUACAGACCUCGCGCUGGGACGAGGCUCAGCGGGGCUGGGCCCCGGAGCAGAUCUGCGGCGUGUUCCGCGUGGACCUGGGCCACAUGCGCUCCCUGCGGCUUUUCUUCAGUGACGAGGCCUGCACUAGUGGCCAGCUGGUCGUGGCCAGCCGAGAGAGCCAGUACAAGGUGCUGCACUUCCACCACGGUGGCCUGGACAAGCUGUGCGAGGUGUUCCAGCAGUGGAAGUUCUGCACCGAGUCCCACCUCGAGGACCAGCAGGUCGCCAGCGAGAGGACGUGCGUGCAGUUCUCCAUCCGGCGGCCCAAGCUGCCGUCCUGCGAGGCGCACCCCGAGGAGAGCCUGUACCGCCGGCUGGACGUGCCCGCCUGGCUGCAGCACCUGAACGAGCUGGGCCAGGUGGAGGAGAUGUACAAGCUGCGCCAGGCCAUUUUCUUUGGCGGCAUUGAUGUGUCAAUCCGCGGGGAGGUCUGGCCCUUCCUGCUGCGCUAUUACAGCCACGAGUCCACGUCGGAGGAGCGCGAGGCGCUGCGGGUGCAGAAGAGGAAGGAAUACCUGGAAAUCCAGCAGAAGAGGCUCUCCAUGACUCCUGAGGAGCGCGGAGCAUUCUGGCGAAACGUGCAGUUCACCGUGGACAAAGAUGUGGUUCGUACAGAUCGGAGCAACGAGUUCUUCCGAGGGGAAGACAAUCCAAACGUGGAGAGCAUGAGGAGGAUCCUGCUGAACUACGCUGUGUACAACCCGGCCAUUGGCUACUCCCAGGGCAUGUCGGACCUGGUGGCACCCCUCCUGGCCGAGGUCCAGGACGAGUCAGACACCUUCUGGUGCUUCGUGGGUUUGAUGCAGAAUACAAUCUUCGUCAGCUCUCCUCGGGACGAGGACAUGGAGAAACAGCUGCUGUACCUGCGGGAGCUGCUGCGGCUGACCCACCCUCGCUUCUACCAGCACCUGGCCGCGCUGGGCGAGGACGGCCUGCAGAUGCUCUUCUGCCACCGCUGGCUCCUGCUCUGCUUCAAGCGGGAGUUCCCCGAGGCCGAGGCCCUGCGCAUCUGGGAGGCCUGCUGGGCCCACUACCAGACGGACUACUUCCACCUUUUCAUCUGCGUGGCCAUCGUGGCCAUCUACGGGGAUGACGUCAUCGAGCAGCAGCUGGCCACUGACCAGAUGCUCCUGCACUUCGGAAACCUGGCCAUGCACAUGAAUGGAGAGCUGGUGCUCAGGAAGGCCAGAAGCUUGCUGUACCAGUUCCGCCUCUUGCCGCGGAUCCCCUGCAGCCUGCAUGAGCUAUGCAAGCUCUGUGGGACGGGAAUGUGGGACAGUGGGUACAUGCCCGCUGUGGAGUGUGCCGGCCACCACCCAGGCUCCGAGGGCUGUCCCUACGGGGGCACGGUGGAGAUGCCUUCACCCCCAGCUCCAAGAGAAGGCAAGAGGGGCCCGAAGACACCUCGGGAAGGCUUCGGCUUCCGCAGAUAGGUGGGACUCCCUGUACUGGACAGGUUGAGGGGACCUUGCAGGAGGUCCUGGGCGUGGGGGAGGGGCUGGGGUACGGAUGUCAGAAGUGUAAGGAAGAUGGCUGUGGGCGAAAUGAAGAGCCCUUUUCCCCAGUAACGACACAGCCAGAGCCUGGAAAUGACAGCAGCAAGGCCUGCCACCCUCCCAGAGGACAGCCAGCCCCGGAAGCUGGGACCGGGCAGCUGCCUCACGCCGGCUGCCUGGGGGAAUUCUGCACAGCCCAGAAAUUCCUCGUUGCCAGGAAAAGGGGACAGCAGGGACAGGAGGAGGCCUCCACCCCAGUGCCAAGGGGUGCAGACAGCGGGGCCCAUGCAGGCCCAGAGGCCUCUGCACACGGGACGCUUUCUCGUCAGGAUUCUCCAAUGAGCUGGACACGCUCCUCCCCCUGCCCACCACAGCUGCAAAGCUGGUGUGAGGGCAUCUGCCAGGAAGCCCUCCGAUUUCAGAACAAGUGUCCAACCUGGGGCUCUCGCGCCAGCUGCCUAAGUGCUGUGCAUCCUGGCCAUGGGGAGGAAGGGCCCGACUGAGCCGGAGCCACAGCCUGGUGGACAAGGGUCGGACACCUGCCCCUAAGCUGGGGUCUUCCCCUGAGGACUCCUGGCACUGUUCGCAGUCAGUCUCACCAGGUCCAGCAGCCAUCUGGGGGUUGAACGGGUUGGCAGGUGUGUGUGUAUGUGUGUGUGCAUGUGCGUGUGCCUGCAAGGUCCUCUGAAGAGGAUCCCUUCCUCAGGGCGGUGGGAGUGUACUAACAGAAAGCCAGGACAAGGCACCUGACAUAGCAGAAGCCUCUUGACCCGCUGCAGGACCUGUGGUCCCUGCUGUGAGUGUGGACCAAGAGCAGCCGCGGUCAAGGAGCAUUCGGGCUCCCCCGUGUGCUCCUCCUCCGAGGGCUGGGCCUUGGCUGCCCCUCCUGGGACAGAACGGGGCACAGGGGCUGUGACCAGAAGCUCCCAGCCGUUGCAGGAGAGCCAUGUCUUACGUGAUGGGCGCCAGGAGUUGGAUGCCUCUGUGAAGCGCAGACCCAGAGCUGCCUCCCGCCCGCAGCUCCCUGCUGAAGGGUGGGCACUGCUGGACAGUGCCAGUCUUAGAAAGACACCAGCCCCCUCCCUUCUCAGCCUUUUUUCUCCAUAAGCCCAAGUCCUCUUCAAGGCACUUAAAAGUUCCCGGUCCCUCUGUUCCAAGAGCCUUUGGGGGAGAACAUACUGGACUCCCCAGUGUGCAGAUCCUGAGCUGUUAACCACUGCAGUCCAGCCACGGGGGUCCUGGGGGGUGGACUUCUCAUCUGUUUUGCUCCUGGGGAAAGUGGGUUGCCUGUCUGUGUUGGCUCCUGGUCCGCUAGGGAAACGGGUAGCGCUAACCAGGUUCCUCCUUCCUAACCCUCCUCUGGAAACCAGACCCCACAAAUAGUCCUGUCAGCUCUCCGUUGCCACAGGAGUGCUGUGUAGCAGAUAACCCCCAAAUUCAUCGGCCUAAACUGCUGCGCCCAGGUACCGUGCUGCCUGCAGGUCGGCGGUCAGGCUGGGCAGUCAGGCUGGGCAGUCCUGGUCUUGGCUUGCUUACCUCCGGGGCCAUGGGUUCCGAAGCUCCAGCAGGGCACUCGAGGUGCAAGGGCAGGUCCCUUGCCUCCCUCCUGCAGGUCAGCCCUGGUGAAGGCCCCUGCAGGACUGGGUGUGUACCUGUCCAGGCCAGGGAGGACCACACGUCUGUCCCAUCCUGCGGCCAGACCUGGCCUUCUGGGGUGGGUAAAGGGACCCUUUCUGCUAGUGUUCCCUCUGCACAACCUGUCCAGGAGCCUGGGGAUUCAGAGGGGCCCAGGAUGGGACUGUCAUCACAGUCUACCUGCCACCACUAGAAAGUCUUGGUCCAAAUGACACUGUUCCAGGUCACCGCUCCCUGGGGUGGGAGAGGGAGCCCCUGCCCUCACCCAGGCCUGUGCUACUCUGGUGCCUCUUGCCCUGGGGCUGCUGUCUUGAGGGCAGGUGGAGCAGGGCCAGGCCUCCACUCGCUUUGGAAGGUCCCAGGUGGAAGGCCCUCCCCCUGAGUUCCAGCUCCCCAAGACCUGACCCACCUACACCAGCUGCAUCCUCAGGGUGACCAAGUGCCACUCUGCUCCCCUGGGCCUCAGUGUCAUCUGCUUCUGCAGAGCAGCCAGGGUCCAGGAAGCCAGAGCGGGUGUGCUGCGGGCUGGAGGGGAAGCCCUGGAGGGGAGGGAGCAGCCCGCCCUGGCGCUGCUCCCUUCAUCUGGAUGCAAUUAGAGGAAGCCAGCCCCAACCCUGCGGCAGCUGUUACCCCAGGAUUAUUCCCAGCCAGCAAAAGGCAUUAGGGUGAUAAUUCAGCCAUCAGACUCCUGGCUUCCCACCGCCACGACGUGCAAAUAGGGGGUAAUCAGCCCGGCAUGGCCAUCCUCCGCCAUGCCGCUUAUUUAACCCAUUUUUUAAAAUGACACUUAAUGCUAUUGGUGGGCGGGCGUGUGCGCGCAUAAAGUCGGCGCCUCGUGGGUCCUGCCACUUACACGCCUGCUGACAGUGUGGCAUGACGUCGUCCUGGGUCUCUGGGAGGAGAGGGACUGUCCACCUGACACCAGGAAAGCUGACUUCCGACCCGUCCUCCCAGGGCAGAGGGACCUGGCAGGAGGUCGGGAGCUGGGUGCACCCAGGGAAUGGCGGGUGGUGUAGGAUGAGUAUUUCUCUGCCACCUGGGCCUGACGGGGUCCUCCCCCGGGUGCUAGGAAAGAGCGAGCAGAUGGGGGCAACAAGGAAAUGGGGGCACUGUGGGCCGCUGGGGGGGGAUCUGCUCCUGUGAAGUCCCUCUGAGCUGUGGUCCACCUCUGGCAGAUAGCUGGGGUGGCCCGCAGGGUUUUAGUCUCCCUCGGGUUUCCUCCUGCAGAAGCCUCCCUAUCCAGCCUCCCGAUCCCCUUGCAAGAGGCUGGGGAGGUGGGGACACCCUGGGCUCACCAGGCAGAGGGGAGGAAGUAUCUUCUAACCUGGGCCAGGUGCAGCCAGGACUGGCUGCCCAGUUGGACCAUGAGGCUGGCCUGAACCUGGGCCCCCUAUCCCAGGGGCCCCGGGGACAGCCUGGGUCUUGUUGGCUGCACAGGCCUUCCUGUGGGGCCGCUCCAGACCUAAAAGCGAAUCCCCCAAGUCUCCCCAGGGCUGGGAGUAGCGCUGUGGGAACGCCCUUCCCUGGAGCAGGGGCCUGGCCUGGAACUGCCACCACCCCUCCCUGGCCAGUGGCCUCUGCCCACCCAGCCUGUUCUUCACCUGUUAGAUGAGCACAAGGACACCUGCCCAGGCCACCCCAUCUGUGGGACUUUUCCUGUAGAAGCUGCCAGGAGCCUGGUACGCCAUGGCCCAGAGGCCUCACCGGCCACUCAGGGAAGCGACCACUGACCUAGCCUUCAGCAGCCUUGACCAUGAGGGCUCAGGCCCUGGACAAGAACUCUGCCCUGGUUUGGAGUCAGCAAACCUGUGGCCCCUCCUUGCUGAGUGUCCCCGGCGGAGGGCCAGCCUUUCUGUGCCUCCUUUCAAGGUCACUCCCCCAGCUCUACUCCUGCCCGGAAGAAAACUGGCCGUUGGGCGUGGGCAUUCCUGCCUGUGCGCCUGCAGGCAGAGCUCUUCGGGGAAGGCCGUGCCCUCGGCCUCACCCGCUGGGCUGUGAAGUCCCCUGAGGACUCCGCUCCCAGGUUGGAGCUUAGCCACCAGGAGAGGGCAGUCCCUGGGCCUCCCAGAACAGAGCAGAGGCACACAGCCUGCUGCCGCCCGGUGCUUGAGAUGCAUCCGGAUGAACGUCCAGGUAGGAAGUGGAACCCAGGUUCAAGCCCACCACCAGCUUUUCUCAGCGCUUUGGGCUGGGGAGGGCCAUCUUGUUGUUUAAGGGCAGUUUCGUGAAAUUCCCACCACUACGGACAGACGGGGUUGUCUCGGCGAGUGAUUUGUUCUGUUUUGCUUUUUAAAUACAAUCCCCCUCCACUCAGGCCAGGUCUGGUGACCAUGACCCCUGCUAGGCACAGCCCCUUCUGCGCUUCUGAAUUUCGUGGAUUCCACUGCAAAGGAAAUAAAAUCAUGUUGACGGCGCCCAUG
This is a messenger RNA of Ictidomys tridecemlineatus (thirteen-lined ground squirrel), 6513 nucleotides long. The record is from RefSeq and is a predicted model, not a curated record. NCBI's taxonomy places the organism in Eukaryota, Metazoa, Chordata, Mammalia, Rodentia, Sciuridae.